Messenger RNA from Lethenteron reissneri (Far Eastern brook lamprey), 4237 nucleotides. It is a transcript of the gene THOC1, whose product is annotated as THO complex subunit 1. The record is from RefSeq and is a predicted model, not a curated record. NCBI's taxonomy places the organism in Eukaryota, Metazoa, Chordata, Hyperoartia, Petromyzontiformes, Petromyzontidae. Gene Ontology annotation, molecular function: protein binding. Gene Ontology annotation, cellular component: THO complex part of transcription export complex. Gene Ontology annotation, biological process: mRNA export from nucleus; signal transduction.
AAGUCUCGCGAUACUUUGAGCCGAGGCCUACCCCUGGGCGCCAACGCUGAUCACCUGGUCCCGAGGGGGCCCCGUGCGUUCUACCCCCUCUCGGGGGUCUGCUGUCAUUCCUAGGGGUCCCAGGACCCCCACCGCUUCGCUCCCCACUCGCAGACCCCCCCCCCCUCUACCUCACGUCUUGAUCAUCUCAGAACCCGGCGUGCUUCGCUAAGCGGGAUUACUGUGGCGGGUGUACCAAUAUCGGGUCUCGGGACCCCCUCCACUCAUCUCUCUGCCUUCCCAAGGGCUCUCAGGAACCCCCCGGAGUCUCUUUAAGUUUCCUCUCAGGGGGGGCCUCGGGUGUUUCGGCCCCUCUUACCCCCUCUUAGGACCCCGGUCCGCACGGUGGGGGUGCUCGCCAUGUCCACGGCGAUGUUGUUCGACUUCACGGAGAGCAGGAAAGCGCUCACGAUCUCGGCAUGGGAGUCUCUGAAGAACAAGAGCACCGACGUGAUCGUGGCGGCUUUCGGACAGCUGAACGGCAGUGAGCUGGAAAAACGGAGCGCACUGGACCAGGCUGUCAGAGACGUCCUCAAGGAGUUGAUCGUGAGGCAAAGCGACUGCAAGGAUGUCCUGGCGGUUAUCUCACUCAGCAUUGACAGCGUCACGGCAGGCGUGUGCUCGGCGUCCACUCCGUUCCUGCUGCUGGGAGAUCUUCUGGACGGCCUCCCGCUCGACCAGUGCGACCACAUCUUCACUUUCGUGGAGCAAAACGUCGGCACCUGGAAGGCGAGCACGUUCUACUCUGCCGGCAAAAACUACCUCCUGCGUAUGUGCAAUGACCUGCUCCGCCGCCUGUCCAAGUCACAGAACACCGUGUUCUGCGGACGCAUCCAGCUCUUCCUCGCGCGGCUCUUUCCUCUCUCGGAAAAGUCAGGUCUGAACCUGCAGAGUCAAUUCAACCUGGAGAAUGUGACUGUGUUCAACACCAACGAGACGGAGAGCACGCUGUGUCUCAAGGUGAAGGGCCGUGGCUGUGGGCCCGACACGCGCAGGGUCAAGGGAGAGCUGACGGACGAUCGUGAUGACACGGUGGACAUCGAGGAGGGAGAAAUGGGAGAGGACGAUAUCGUUACCACGAGCUCCGUGCCAAUCGACUACAACCUCUACCGCAAGUUCUGGUCCCUGCAGGACUUCUUCCGCUGCCCCUUGCAGUGCUACGACCGCCUGCAGUGGAGGACCUUCUCCAAGUUCUCGGAGGAGGUGCUCACCGUGUUCAAGAGCUUCAAGCUGGACGACGCGCAUGCCAGUAGCCGCGUCCACGGCGCCGGCGCCGUCUCCCGUGCGCACGGGGAGCACGCUUAUUUCGCCAAGUUCCUCACCAGCGAGAAGCUGAUGGACCUGCAGCUGAGCGACAGCAACUUCCGGCGCCAUGUCCUGCUGCAGCAUCUGCUGCUGUUUCAGUACCUAAAGGGUCAGGUGAAGUUCAAAAGCUCUACGAGUGUGCUUACUGACGAGCAGUCGCUGUGGAUCGAGGACACCAUCAAGCACGUCUUCCAGCUGCUAAAGGAGACUCCUCCCGAGGGUGACAAGUUCUCAAAGGCCAUCGAGCACAUUCUGGCGCGAGAGGAGAACUGGAUCACGUGGAAGAACGAGGGCUGUCCCAGCUUCGUGAAGGAGAGACCGGCAGAAACACGGCCCCAUCGCCCCCGCAAGAGGGCAGCUCCUGAAGACUUCUUGGGCAAGGGGUCCCACAAGAAGAUCCUCAUGGGCAGCGACGAGUUGACCCGGCUGUGGAACUUGUGUCCCGACAACAUGGAGGCCUGCAAAGCGGAGAGCAGGGAGUUCCUGCCGUCACUGGAGGAGUUCUUCGACGAGGCGAUCGAGCAGGCGGACCCCGAGAGCAUGGUGGACCGCGAGUACAAGGUGGUGAACGACUCCAACUACGGGUGGCGCGCGCUGCGUCUGCUCUCCCGCCGGAGCCCUCACUUCUUCCAGCCGACCAAUCAGCAGUUCCGCAGCUUGCCCGAGUACCUGGAGAACAUCGUGACGCGGCUUGCCAGGGAGAUGCCUCCUCCGUCAGAGGAAAUCAAGACCGAGGAUGAGCAAGAUAACGAUGACGGGCUGCUCAAGGACGGAGACAGCCCCGAGGGCGCCGCACGCGCCGUGACGUCGCGGCACCUGGAGGCGUGCGCUCUGCUGGUGGGCGCGCGUUGGCGAGCGCUCGUGCAGCACCUGCAGAGCGGCGGCGACGACGACGAGGAGGAGGACGGAGAGGGCGGGGCGAAGGCCGGCAGCGCAUCCGGACGCGGGGAGGACGAGGACGAUGACGAGGAAGGGGCCCUGGAGGCGCUGCUCGCGUGGCAGGAGAGGGAAGGCCCCCGCGCUACUGUGGAGGCCCUGCACACCGCCAUCAGCGCCAUCGGCUUCUCGCCGCCGUCUGACGGCUCGGAGCCCGACACAGAGGGGGACAGGGAUUGAGGGCGGUGGUCGGAGCUGCGGGUGGGGGUAGCGCUGCCCGUGACCGGCUUCUCACGCUGACCCCUGAUCUUUGGCCUGACCAAGAACCUGACCCUGAGGUGUUAUUGGGAAGGCCGUGUGAGAAGCCCAGUUGUUAACGGGGCCUUGUCUCGAGGGCUUAGUUGGUAGCGCCAGCCGGGCGUAACUUUGACCCUCUGCCUUAGCCUGACGCAGAACCUGAUGUCUAAGGCUCUGGGGAAAGAUGGGAGUGAAGGGGGACGGAUUGAGGGCGGUAGAGAAGAUGGAGCAGGCUGACCUUGACCCUUAUCUCACCUCGAACCUGACCCUGACGUCAUCUAGGAAGGCUAUAGGGAGAGCUGGGAUGUAUCGGAGCCAUUGGCUCGAGGUGUUGAUGGUUGGUCUUGACCCUAAUUACGAUACUGGAACGUUGUCGAGAUGUUGUUGACUUCCUGAUGAGCAGGGACAGCCGGCUCCUGCUUUGGGGCCAUGGCUUGAGGCAGGGGUCGCAACCGGGUACCCGAUACCCGUACCCUACCCGAUACCCGGCUACCCGUUUCCCGGCCGGGUACGGGUACCCGUUUGCGACCCUGGUGCGCCCGGGCACGGGUACGGGUAAGGAAUCAAAACCCGUUUGCGACCUCUGGCUUGAGGUGUUUCGCUGUAGUAGGGCGCGUAUGUGGGAAUGUAGCGCCCCCUUGUGAGCAGAUGAGAGGAAACGUCACUUGAACAGAUCUCAGAAACAGCUGGCCGAUCUCCACUUCGACUGCUGUUUCCACUGCUGCUGCUCUGCAUGUGGAUGGGGUUUUUCAUCGUUCAAUGACGUGACUAAAACGCUGGGGCCUUGGCCGCGAUAGGGACCUUUGAACAUGGCCCUGACCUCACCCUAGAUUGUUGUAGACGUGUUACUCUACCCAAGCAGGGACAGCCAGAGUCCUGGGUGCAACGGCCUUAGCCUUUCAAGGCCGUUUACUCCUUCCACCAUGUUCACAAUUCAUCAGGCAGCCAGACCUAAAAGGUCCCAACUCGUUGCCAUUAUUAGUUUUUAAGAAGUAAGUCCGUCCUUGGUGGAAAUUAGCAAAGGGAGCAGCAAUCGUAUCUGUUGAACAGUCCCUUGUAGAAAUUCCAUGUUCUUGUGGCCAGCACCAUUCUAGCAAAGAGAACCAAUCGCUGUUGGCUUCCCACAAAGCAGGACAUACUUUAUAACGGUGGUGAUAAGUAUGAUGAAGGGUUUGAGUGCCUCACCGUCUACGACUUACGGUAACACAAUGUAAGCUCUGUCGUCCUGGCCUCGAAGCAAGGGCGCUUUCGCGGGUCAUGUAGCGAUGUUUUGUUGUUGAAGUUAGCAGCUGUCCUGUGAAUUUUUUUUAUUUCCCACAGAUCAUUUUAACAAAAAUCUCGCCCAUACCAGCAGCGUGGUUGGGGACACAUCAAUAAACUUUUGGUAGUUUAUUGUUUUGUACCAUCUUUCCAGAGAUGGCUGCACAAUGAUAAUAAACUCACUUAAUCCAGCCACCACACGUCACUCUCGGCACAAAUCCUAAUUUGUGUACGGAUGAGAUUUUGUGACGUUAUCAAGUUUUUUUUUUCCAAGACCAACCAAUCAGGGGGGUGCACUGCCCCCCCCCCCAAAUUGUUCGCAGAGCAGAGAAGACGCGCUCUGCUGGGGUUUUGUGAUUCUACUCUACAGUACAGUACCCACGUCCUCCUUGGUACGUUUGACAUGCAACUGUUUGAAGAGAAUGUUUUAAUAAAAAAAACUUUGUUUUUAAGAGUUUGA